Messenger RNA from Suricata suricatta (meerkat), 1571 nucleotides. It is a transcript of the gene ABRACL, whose product is annotated as ABRA C-terminal like. NCBI's taxonomy places the organism in Eukaryota, Metazoa, Chordata, Mammalia, Carnivora, Herpestidae. The transcript is spliced from 5 exons. The coding region runs from base 937 to 1182 and encodes 81 amino acids. Gene Ontology annotation, biological process: regulation of actin filament-based process. The record is from RefSeq and is a predicted model, not a curated record.
ACCUCCCACCCCCCUCCUCCACACCAGCCUUUCUCCUCGCCUCAGUCACUUCCUUCCCCAGCCUCUUCCUCCUCCGUGAGUUGAAGACAUUAGCCAGGUCCGGACCGACUCUGCACCAGCCUUUCCGAGAGAAGAUAAAGAGGCGGUUAGGUAUUCACGUUAAUAGUGGCAUUUCCUCGUUGAGUCUCAUUAAAGGAGAACUGGGGCUGAAGUGUGUUGCCGAUUAGGCGGGUGAGUGGGGGGAUAGUGUUAAAGAGAUAGAUGUUCAAAGUGGGCCAAAGUCAGAAAGUCAGAAUUGGAGACGACCAUAAUCCCCUUGGACAUUUGACUCCCUCUUCUGUCCAGUGUGGGCUGAUUUGCCCAGUAGCCCUCACAGAUCCAUACUACUGCAUCAGUGCUACCAAUAACAGGCGCAAACUUUAUUCGUUGUUAGACAGUUUUGAGUGUUAGGAAAAUUUUCUCUUAUAUGGCUCUCAAGUCCGCCUGUUCUAUCUAUCCGUCCUGCCCAAUAGAGCAACACGAAGCCAUACUAUUACGUAAAUGAAUAAAAGGAGCUUUAAUUUUAAGAAAUAGUGACAGGUCUUCUCUAGACUGACUUUCUGGGUCAAGAGUCUUUGGCGUACAAGCCUGAAGAAGACCUAGUGAACCCAGGGAGCUCUCCCAGCUCCUGCUGGUCCCAGACUGCUCUCUGAGAUGAACGGUCCCCACCACAGGUCUCCACUGCGAUCAGGCUGCCAGAGAAGGUUGCAGUGCCCUGCCUAUGACCCGGAGACAUCAUCGCACGAAUCGAAGAGUAUUCAAGUUGCCCUGCAUUGAUCUGCUUUCCCCACUAGUCCACAGGCUCCGGGAAGAUCUCUCCACUGACCUCUACAACAUCUUCUGUGGCUUCCUCCUUUGGAAGGAAUAAGGUGCCUUGGACUCACCACUCUGGCAGCAAUGAAUGUGGAUCAUGAAGUUAACCUCCUAGUGGAGGAAAUUCAUCGUCUGGGUUCAAAAAAUGCUGAUGGGAAGUUAAGUGUGAAAUUUGGGGUCCUCUUCCGAGACGACAAAUGUGCCAAUCUCUUUGAAGCGUUGGUCGGAACUCUCAAAGCUGCGAAACGAAGGAAGGUUGUCAUGUACCCAGGAGAGCUACUUUUGCAAGGUGUCCAUGAUGAUGUGGACAUUAUAUUGCUGCAAGAUUAAUGUGGUUUGCGUAUCUUUGUUUAUUGUUAUUUUUUUGUUUCUGGUAAACUGGAAUAUUAAGUCAAAGGACACACGUGAGCAUACUUGAUGUAUUUUUAUAGAACUUUGAAAACAAAAGGAGACUCUUAUUUUAAAAGUCUGUCCUUUUUUAUACCUUGGGGAAAAUUUAUGUAUUACACUGUAAAAUAAACAAAACCUAUUAUUUUCUCAGGAAUCUGGUUGGAAAAUGUAGGCUUUUUUUGUUGAGGUGCAAAGUGUUUCAUAAAUCAUUCUUAGACAAUUUCUACAGAUACUAGACAUUCCACAAAAGCAAGACGCAAAAUGGAAGACCAGUUCCCACAAGGAAUAUUGUACUGUUCAUGUAAUAAAAACACGUAACUAUGUUAAAA